CCCAAUCUCUCCACUCUCCGGCUCUCCUCCCUCCCUCCUCCCCCCCUCCACCCUCUGGGCCGGAUCUCGUCUCGCUGAGGCGGAGGAGGAGAAGGAGGAGGAGGACGUUCGGCCUGCGCAGUGAGAUGUUUGUCCGUCGCCGCCGCCGCCGCCAUCGCGGAGGAGCGCGAUAAAGGGAGCCGAGCCGGGCGUGAGGGGGACCCCGCGGAGCCGCCGCGCCAGCGCAGCCCCCCCUCAGCCGAGCCCGAGCCGCCGGAGCCCGAGCCGCCGCCGCCCCCGCCGCGGCCGCCCAGGGGCCGGCCAGCUCCUCAGCCCAGCCCGGGGGCCGCACCGCCGCCCCCAGCGUAGCCCCUCGCCUGCCCGCCCGCCUUAAAUGUGACACCGGCGCCUCGGAGUGCGACCCGAAGCCGCCGCCGGGGAGGGGACGAGCACCAUGUCGAAUCUGAGCAAAGGCACGGGCAGCCGGAAGGACACCAAGAUGCGGAUCCGGGCCUUUCCGAUGACCAUGGAUGAAAAAUAUGUAAACAGCAUUUGGGACCUUCUGAAAAAUGCAAUUCAAGAAAUCCAGCGUAAGAAUAACAGUGGUCUUAGUUUUGAGGAGCUCUAUAGAAAUGCUUAUACAAUGGUUUUGCAUAAACACGGAGAAAAGCUCUACACUGGACUAAGAGAAGUUGUUACCGAACAUCUCAUAAAUAAGGUGCGAGAAGAUGUACUAAAUUCAUUGAAUAACAACUUUCUUCAAACGCUAAAUCAAGCUUGGAAUGAUCAUCAAACAGCUAUGGUGAUGAUUAGAGACAUACUAAUGUAUAUGGACCGUGUAUAUGUACAACAAAAUAAUGUGGAGAAUGUCUACAAUUUGGGAUUAAUUAUUUUUCGAGAUCAAGUUGUACGUUAUGGGUGUAUUAGGGAUCAUCUACGACAAACACUAUUGGACAUGAUCGCAAGAGAGCGGAAAGGAGAAGUUGUAGAUCGGGGCGCAAUAAGAAAUGCUUGCCAGAUGUUAAUGAUUUUAGGUCUCGAAGGACGAUCCGUCUAUGAAGAAGAUUUUGAAGCUCCUUUUUUGGAAAUGUCUGCAGAAUUUUUUCAGAUGGAAAGCCAGAAAUUUUUAGCAGAAAACAGUGCUUCAGUAUAUAUAAAGAAAGUAGAAGCUAGAAUUAAUGAAGAAAUAGAACGGGUGAUGCACUGCCUUGACAAAUCAACCGAAGAGCCAAUAGUAAAGGUGGUUGAGAGGGAACUCAUUUCCAAGCACAUGAAAACUAUAGUAGAAAUGGAGAAUUCUGGGCUAGUACAUAUGCUGAAAAAUGGAAAGACAGAAGACCUCGCUUGCAUGUACAAGUUAUUUAGUCGCGUGCCAAAUGGCUUGAAAACAAUGUGUGAGUGUAUGAGUUCCUAUUUGAGGGAGCAGGGUAAAGCCCUUGUUUCUGAGGAAGGAGAAGGAAAGAAUCCUGUUGACUAUAUCCAGGGAUUACUGGAUCUGAAGAGUAGGUUUGAUCGCUUCCUCCAGGAAUCGUUCAAUAAUGACCGGCUCUUUAAACAAACUAUUGCGGGUGACUUUGAGUAUUUUCUCAACCUCAACUCCAGGUCCCCUGAAUACCUCUCAUUAUUUAUUGAUGAUAAGCUGAAAAAGGGAGUCAAAGGGCUAACAGAACAGGAAGUAGAAACAAUAUUGGAUAAGGCAAUGGUCCUUUUUAGGUUUAUGCAAGAAAAAGAUGUAUUUGAACGUUAUUAUAAACAACACUUGGCAAGGAGACUUCUCACAAAUAAAAGUGUUUCUGAUGACUCUGAAAAAAAUAUGAUAUCUAAGUUAAAGACUGAAUGCGGAUGUCAGUUCACAUCAAAACUGGAAGGAAUGUUUCGGGAUAUGAGCAUCUCAAACACAACUAUGGAUGAAUUCAGGCAGCAUCUACAGGCAACUGGGGUAUCUUUAGGUGGUGUUGAUCUCACAGUCCGGGUGCUCACAACAGGAUAUUGGCCCACUCAGUCAGCCACACCAAAGUGCAACAUCCCACCAGCACCAAGACAUGCUUUUGAGAUAUUCAGAAGGUUUUACUUAGCCAAACACAGUGGUCGACAGCUCACGCUCCAGCAUCAUAUGGGUUCUGCAGAUCUCAAUGCCACCUUUUACGGACCAGUUAAAAAGGAAGAUGGGUCCGAAGUUGGUGUUGGAGGGGCCCAAGUAACUGGCUCUAAUACACGGAAGCACAUACUGCAGGUCUCCACUUUCCAGAUGACCAUUUUAAUGCUCUUUAACAAUAGAGAAAAAUACACGUUUGAGGAAAUUCAACAAGAGACCGAUAUUCCUGAAAGAGAGCUUGUUCGAGCCUUGCAGUCCCUCGCCUGUGGUAAACCAACCCAGCGGGUUCUCACGAAAGAACCCAAGUCAAAGGAAAUAGAAAAUGGUCACAUAUUUACAGUUAAUGAUCAGUUCACAUCCAAACUACACAGAGUCAAGAUUCAAACAGUUGCUGCCAAACAAGGUGAAUCUGACCCAGAAAGGAAAGAAACGAGGCAGAAAGUAGACGACGACAGAAAACAUGAGAUAGAAGCUGCUAUAGUGCGGAUAAUGAAGUCCAGAAAGAAGAUGCAGCACAAUGUAUUAGUAGCAGAGGUAACUCAGCAGUUGAAGGCUCGAUUCUUACCAAGUCCAGUUGUUAUUAAGAAACGUAUUGAAGGACUUAUUGAGAGAGAAUAUUUGGCACGAACACCUGAGGAUCGCAAAGUAUACACAUAUGUAGCAUAAAAUGCGUUCAGAAAUUUGAUUUAUUGGACUGUACUUUUCGCAUGGACUGAGAAGUUCUUUUAAAUCAUUAAAUAUUAAGACGGCCAUCUCUGCUAUUAAAUUACAGUACAUGUUCUAGACCAUUCAGAUCAAGCCUUUACUCCCUUUGAGAGUUUUCAACAUCAAUUGAUUGAGCUUCAGGCUUUACGUUUAUCCCUGUAGAGAUCAUCUUUACAGUUCCUCGGGAAAAUGUGAAUGUGCUGCGUUUUGUUUUCAAUACUGUAUGAAAACAGGAAAAAAUAAAACAAAAAUUUAGAAAAUACAGCUCAUUAAAAUAAAAUCGUUGGAUUUCAUUUC
This is a messenger RNA of Prionailurus viverrinus (fishing cat), 3076 nucleotides long. It is a transcript of the gene CUL3, whose product is annotated as cullin 3. Gene Ontology annotation, biological process: ubiquitin-dependent protein catabolic process; protein ubiquitination. The record is from RefSeq and is a predicted model, not a curated record. Gene Ontology annotation, molecular function: ubiquitin protein ligase binding. Lineage: Eukaryota; Metazoa; Chordata; Mammalia; Carnivora; Felidae. The transcript is spliced from 16 exons. Bases 434 to 2740 code for a protein of 768 amino acids. Gene Ontology annotation, cellular component: Cul3-RING ubiquitin ligase complex.